AGCGUAUUCUUGAUUGACAGAAAAGAUCCCCGAGUCCGCGUUGCGUUUCGAUCAGAGUGGGGAAAUUGAAUCUCCAAUAAGGAAGCGCAACGUACUAGCAAAGUCACGAUAUGGGUACCUUGAGCCAAUAACUACGCGCGGGAACAAGCGGAUCCGCUUGCCUUGCCGGGUUUUCUGCGUGAAUGCCGACGAUGGCGGUAAAGACGUCGCAGGGCCAUCGGCGAGGACAACUACGCUGCGCGUCGAGGGAAAAGCUUUCGUCGAUUCAUCCUGGCCUUGGGAUUCUCAUUGCACACGCGAGCUGCACCAUCUCCCAGUUUUCCUUUUCUACUCCAGCGCGAGCGGCAUGGUUGCGAGCAAAUACGCCCCCACUCGAUCGGGACUUUCGGUCGCCGCGGGGCGACACAGGAGCUGGCGGCCCUCCGUCCGAACAAGCCGAGCUCUACUACACCCCCGCGGGCUCGUGCGAGGAUUUUGCGCGGUUCAUGGCACAGACCGGAGAGGAGCAGAACCCGUGUCUUCCGCUGAAGCGAGUUGCGGAGGCAAAUUUAGAUACAAGCACGGAAAAAACGAUGUUGGACGAAGACGACGCCACGCCCGCAACUACCGCUUGUUCCCCCCCGCGCCGCGGUCACCGGGGCAUGUCCGAAGUAGAGGCAGAUUUCGAGGAGGAGGAGCGUGCGUUGCUUGUCACCGGUCGAGGCACUCACGUCUCGGACAGCGCGGACGAGGAACACGGCCACCGGGUUGUACUCGGGCGGGGGCACCCUGACUACAGUUACAGCAGCGACCGGGAGGACGAUGUCAACGGUACUGCGCCUCUACUCGUCAUGCCAGCACCCUUGUGCGGCACAGGGUCGUUACUUGUGCGCCACGCUGCUGGAUACGAGGGGCGGAACGACACGCUAGCCACCUUGACGUCGAUGGCAGAGGAAGAAAGAGGCGAGUAUUGGAAAGAACGAGAAAUAAACAUGCAAAGCCGCUCGUUCGGGGCUAGCGAGCCGGUCGCCGUAGCAGAGCUGCAAGCUCCAGCUGCCGAGGCACUGGUGCCACCAGCUGCCGAGGCACUGGUGCCAGUUGUAGAUGGUGAGCAGAAGAGCGACAGGAAGACCACAACUUUUAAGGCGCCACCGGCGGAAAUCGACGUGCACAGUAUGGGCCUCAAUGGGGGAGAUAAUUCACCAGUGCGAGCGGGUGGAGAACCAGAUGACAGACUAACGUAUGUUUUUCAGGACUACAAUUCCGUGCCUUCGCCGAGCGAGAUGAUGCGGAGCUCAUCUGACGCCAAAUCGGAGCAACCGCAGUCGUGGAUGUCUCAGACUAGUACACCUCCAGCAGCUUUGAACAUUCUCACACCGGAUGCGUCGCCGCAGAGCCGACGAUUGGCGCUUGAACAAAUUCACCGCAUCAACUCUUGGGAGCACUUGCGGCGCAUCAGCACCCCGGAGCCGUGGUUGGAUUCGAAUCCAGCUAUGUGCGGCAACGGGUUCGAUCUUGAUGUUUGCUUUGUGCCCUUGACUUUUCUUCAACAGCAAUUUCGUACACCAUUUGGAUGCGAGUGUAGUUACAUAAGUAAGUUGUAUGUGAAAAGCGGUAGAUGAUGCUGCCCUUUGAUUUGAAUAGUUGGGGUCGGAUAGAUACUGUGUCGAUCACGAAAGCUUUGUGACUCACUCCUAUUUCACUUGACAGAGCUUCAGGAUUGCCAUUGGUGCAGAUGCAGUUGCCGGCCACAAUGACUAUGGGUAGCAGCAUGGCCGCUGCAAUCGGACCGGAAACGAUGUGCGCCGCCCCAAUGGUGCCAGAACAGCGACGAAGUGCAGCGGCGUCCUCGGGCGACGCGACCUUACCGGGGGAAGCCGAAGGCAAUGCCUGGCACACCGAGAGGACGCUUCCCGAACAGGUAGCGGAGUCGGCCCUCGACGUCGGCGGCCUCUCCUCUGCCGCGUCAAGUUCAGGUGGAGGUAGACCGGGCUCUGCUGGCCCAGCCAGCAAGGAUGCUCCUGUCACGCGGGGUAGCAGGAAAAGAAGCGGUACCCCGACUGGAGCUGGCUGCGCACCACAGGAUGAUUCCAACGGACGGAACUGCAGUUCAUCUAGUGAGCAAGGCGCGACCUUUGGACGAGAUGCGCGGCACGAAGGACCAGAAGAAACACAGCCGAAGCAGCAGACCGCGGAGACCAUCGAUGAGGUUUGCACGCAGUUGCGGGACCAGCUGCGGGACGCGUUGACGAUCUUUCGCGAGCGUCGGCGCGUUCAGGAGACGGGAGGACCGGCACAACCACAGGCACCACCAGCCGCGCAGCCUCUUCUGCAGCAGGGGCGGUCCUCCGAUGCUAGCCAAAGCAGUUCGGGUGCUGCGGCGCCAGCAUCUGUGUCUUCGUCCUCAGUUGUAGCGGUCCCCGGGUCGAAGCAGUGGCUGCAGGGCUUAGCGAACGACGUUCGACAAGCGCUGCAACAGGAAUGCAGUUACGCUCAUCUCGUUCAUCUUGCGCACGCCGCCACUUCAGCCGCAGCGUUUUGGCAGAUGAAUGGUGGAGCUUACGACCCCAGUGGGCCACCCUGGCCGGUGCCUCCUGGAUAUUUCGGUACAGAAUCAGCCUAUAAUCUUCUUUUCCGGCGUAGUUGCUGCAUUCGAUAAGGUGUUCCGUCCUGUUUGUGUAAUUUUUCUUCUGCAGAAGUUUCGUAAAGUUAUUUUCCGUGUUGAAUUUCGAUCUGCAGCCGGUCACAGUACCAGUCCAAUCGAAUCGCUAGUAUCGAACAGCCAACCGAUCACUUUCGCAGGAGACAAUGCGGGUCAUAUGGCGAUGAUGGGCGCGGCGCCGAUGAUGUUCUGUCCGUACCCCUGUCCACCUCCGCAAGUGGGUGUGCCAUCGCCGCCCCUGGGACCGCCGCCGCCGUACUCUCCACCAUUUGCCGCUCCUCCCUACAUUGCAGCUGCACCACCUCCGCGUACGCCGAUGCCUCCGGCUCCGCCCGGCGGCUUCCCCCCGUCGACCCGAAAUGGGGCACUAGCGCAACAUCCGCAGGCGAUGGGUACUCCGGUGUCGCUCGCAUCUCAUCUGAACUUCAACGCAGCUUCAUCCCCGCCUGUUCGGCCGCCACACGAAGUGGAAUUUCCUGUGCGACGGAAAAGAGACCAAGCUGUCGAGGACGACCGCGGUGGCGCAAGGAUUUUCGUGCAAAGAGGGCCACGACCAGGGCAGCCUCGCGGGGAGCGGACGUUCGUGCACGCAAGUCAGCGCAGGGAUGAGCAGGGUCGGCGUAUCACCAGAGGGACGAUUGUUCACGACGAAGACGGAUCCACCGCCGGGACAGAAAAUGAUUCGCCAAUGCGGGAAGCAAAUGAAGAGUCUGCAGUUCUCGCGGAGUUGGUAGGAAAUUUGUUGUUUAGUGCGCGGAAGAUUUUUACGUAAAGCUAAAGACUUUUCUUUGUGAUUUUUGAACAUGAAGGGAGUUUCUGUUUUUUCGAGCUAAGUCUACUACGCCCAAUGAAACAGGUUUCCACCUCUGGCUCUUCGUCAAGUGCGGGCUCAGCUGAUUCGUGCGGAGGGACCAAAGGUGGGUUUCUCGGUAAGCAACGCGACUGCGCUGCUGCCACGAAGGAGGUCACAACGCAGCAGGACGCGACCCGAGCGGACGUGGCCGCAAAAGAGGAAGAGACCCCGAUGGAGCUAGAUGGCGAGGAAGCUCCUGCUCCGCAGGAGAUUAUGCCAAAGGAUCGCGAGGAGGGGGAGGGGGAGGAGCUUCAAGACGAGGUGUCGGAGGAGACGUGGGCGCGGCGUUGCGCCGCCCGAAGACGCCAAGUCGAGAUCGGGCUGCGGCGUUCGUAUGCGAAGAAAAAAGUGUCACAAUUACUACACUUUGUGUUGUAAAACAUGCAAGGAAGUAGACAAACAACCUCUGUCAUGCGCAAAAUGCUUGCAAGCCUCGUUUUGUGUGUGUUUUGCCUUACGAUCUCCGCACUGCAAGAGUUUUUUCUGUCAUGCAAGGCAAGUUUGUGAUGCUGAAACUGAAUGCACUAAAAAACAGUGUGCAGCUGUAACACGUUUUUCCUUGGAUACUUCGGAGCAUCAGCUUAUUGCGCGCAUGGACUCGCGGUACUUGCCCGAACCGCCGUCCUGCACACAGGAAUCAGGCUCGAAACGGAAAUUUGACCGAGCACUUAGCAGAUGGCGGCGCAAAAUGCACUUCGUAGCGGAUCACAUGUCGUUCUUUCACAAAUACAGCGUGUCGCCCUUGGACGCCAGUUUUUUGUUCGACAAGCUAGAAGCCUGCAAGGGCGGUUAUUUCAGCCGCCAUUUGGAUGAAGCGACUUCACUCACCGAGAGCGAGUUUCGAAAUCUGAUUAGCGAAACAUUCAAAGAAGCUCGGUGCCGUUGGUGAGACAUGGUGGUUGUAGUAAUCUCUUCAUCUUAACUUACCUUUUGACCUUUGAUAGAAUGAAAUCGGACUCCUGUUGACUACUUUAUUGAUUUAUUCCAAAGAAUACAAAGUAGAAGAAAACCGUAUUUUUUUGUGUGUUGGGGACGGCGAUAAGCAGGGCCUUUUUCAUCUCCUAGCCAUCCUGUUUUUCACCGUUUUGCUUUUGGUUUGUCUGUUUGUGAGACAGAUCACACCUCAAUCAUCAACUAGGUUUCAAAAUGACCCGUCUGCUAAGCACUAGAAACAGAUCUGUCCUUAUCAAUCACAUUUUGCUGACGUCUUCAGGCAACUUUUUCUAGAAUAAAGUCAAGCCAAAUUUUAUUGCCCGCUUUUCGGACUGUAUGAAACUGAAACGAAGCUUCUUGUUAUCUUCUGCAGGUAAUCGUAAUGUUUUGGCCUGUAAUCAAUAAAACUCAGCCUCAGUGCAGAAU
This is a messenger RNA of Amoebophrya sp. A120, 4853 nucleotides long. Lineage: Eukaryota; Dinophyceae; Syndiniales; Amoebophryaceae. The record is from the annotation of a GenBank genome assembly.